AUGGAGAAUGGUAUCAGGGGAAUCGUUAUGGGGAGAUGGAUAAAGGCUAAUUUACUUAAAGGAAAAAGUUUUUUGCAAGUGAAAGUCAAAACUCAAGCAGGAUCUUGGAUGUGGAGAAAGAUAUUAAAACUGAGAGAGGUGGCAAAGAAUUUCUAUAAGAAGGAAGUUGGGAAUGGUCGGCACAUCUCUUACUGGUACGAUAACUGGUCAGCCAAAGGAGUGUUGAUUGAUCAUUUGGGUGAGAGGGGUAUUACUGAUAUGGGGAUAAGUAGAGAUGCUACUGUAGAGGAAGUUGUGCUUAGUACAAGGCGAAGAAGACGACAUCGCACUCUGGAGCUUAACAACAUAGAAGCUGAGUUAUUGGUAAUAAAGGAGAAAAUGAGAAGUGAUGUUGAGGAUGUAGCUUUGUGGAAGAGAAAGUCUGGUUUUAAAUCAACAUUCUCGACGCAGGAAACGUGGAUGCUUACACGAGAAACUAAGCCUAUUUGUAAUUGGGCAAAGGGUAUUUGGUUCUCCCAAGCUACUCCCAAAUUUGUUUUUGUGACCUGGCUUGCAAUGGUGGACAGACUAUCUAGUAUGGAUAGAGUACUUAGGUGGAAUCAGGGGGUUGAUGAAACAUGUGUGCUUUGUAAGAGUGUUGUCGAAACAAUGAAUCAUCUCUUCUAUGAAUGUUCUUAUGCUAGUCAGGUUUGGGAACAUCUUACAAAAGGGAUUCUACGAAGUUCUUAUACGAAUAUCUGGUCUGAGAUUGUGAUAUUGAAGAAUAAGAACUUUGAAAACCUAAUCAUAAAACUUGUUUGA
Messenger RNA from Brassica napus (rape), 801 nucleotides. RefSeq lists its product as uncharacterized. Lineage: Eukaryota; Viridiplantae; Streptophyta; Magnoliopsida; Brassicales; Brassicaceae. The record is from RefSeq and is a predicted model, not a curated record. The transcript has a single exon. Bases 1 to 801 code for a protein of 266 amino acids.